This is a messenger RNA of Metarhizium brunneum ARSEF 3297, 567 nucleotides long. RefSeq lists its product as uncharacterized. The record is from RefSeq and is a predicted model, not a curated record. Lineage: Eukaryota; Fungi; Ascomycota; Sordariomycetes; Hypocreales; Clavicipitaceae.
AUGCGAUCAAAGCUCGUCUGGGAAUUCAAAGAAGUGAGGGGGGAAACGACAAUUUUUGGACUGGACUACAUCGAGCACAUAUGUACCAACAGGCACGUUCUAGCCUACAUCAAGGAAAAGCUCACCAAGUUCAGCGAGCUCACAGGAUGGCUUGGGCCAAGGCUUUACAUUGUCACCGGUGUGCGAGUCGCCAUCAAAGCGCGCCUCAAGUCCCAGGAGGAUACUGCCAUAUCAGCAAGGGCCACGGCAAGUGGUGAUGGCGGCCAAAGUGGUGUUCCAUUCCGAGGGGGCGCUAACCUCGCCUUCGGGGCUGACAAUCAUCAGACAACCGCCAAUGCACGCGCAACCAACUUCGUUUAUGCGUAUAAAUGCAACGAAAUCCACUAUGUGCCUAAAAUCAGCCAGCAAGAGUACAUCAAAGGAAACGUGCAAUCGCUGAAAGACGACGCUGCAGAGACACCUACGCAACAAUUGGAAGGGAUUUCGGUCUUGGUCCGUAACCCAGUGGGCAAGAAAGAGUUCGGUGUAGAUGAAGGGGAGGGCCAAGAACACAUCUUAAGACAGUAG